This is a messenger RNA of Bipolaris oryzae ATCC 44560, 1206 nucleotides long. RefSeq lists its product as uncharacterized. The annotation marks the transcript as partial. NCBI's taxonomy places the organism in Eukaryota, Fungi, Ascomycota, Dothideomycetes, Pleosporales, Pleosporaceae. The record is from RefSeq and is a predicted model, not a curated record. The transcript has 3 exons.
AAGGUACAAUCAUCGAAUCAGAUGCCUGAUCCUGUGCCUGAAGUGUAUCUACCAAUGCAACCCGGAGAAGAAUUCAUCGAGAAGCGAUAUCAUCGGACAUUUUUCAGUCAAAUUCAGGUGGCGCUCGGGAACUUGUUCAUCGCAGCAGGUUUUUUAGAGCCGCCUCUCGAGCCUGGGAUGGUUCGUUUAAGAUGGAGAUGCAGAUGCGGAGAAAGCUUCUUCGGUGAUGUGACGGAGUACCGUCACAAUGGGAUUCAUGAACUCACCGACAGGAUGAGCCGUUCCACAGGUGCCAAUAUCACUGUAACUUCCUACAGCAAGACAUCGAAAAAACAAACCUGGAACUUCAAGUUCCCCGCUUGGGCAAGACGGAUUGCUGGUACUUUUUCUUCUUCGGCUAAAGCAACGGCCCCUAACUCUGGAGGUGGCUUACCGCAGUACAACGCUUCCAAUCGUUCUGCUCCUUCAACCUCGUCAGCGCCAGUUGCAAACACACCAACCAGUUCAAUCCCCAGGCUACAUCUUCUAGCCUGUGCGCACCGAAAUGAACGGCGGAAGUGCCUUUUGCAAGAUCCAAUCGAUUCUAUAUCCACUGAUCGGGCCUUGUUUUGCUUCAUGAAGCAGCAACUACGGCGCAAUCAUAGUCGUAUUCGGAGUGUCUUAGCAAUGAGAAGCAUACAAGGAAUGUUCUUUGUCAAGUUUCGCCUUCGUAUGGGCAACAACGUCGAGGUCAGAGACCAUAAUCCAUGCUGCACCUCAACGAAUCCAGUCAUUUGUGAGUGCAUACCUCCAAAAUCAAAGGUAGAGCCAUCCCCAGACGCCGAAUAUCGCUGUUCACCAGCUGGACCUCUCGCAACAUGGCCCCCAGUCCUGUCACAAGACUUGAUGCAUAUGCUUUCCUCGCCGGAAUGCAUACAUGAAGACGAGACAUGGGUUCUUGAACAACUACCAAAAAGAACGGCUGGGGAACUCCAAGCAUGCGUAGGAGGACCAGCAGAAGGCUGGGGCAUAUACUACAAAGAAGGGAUUAACUUCGACAUGAUCACUGGUGUAGUAGCCGCUAUUUUUCUCUUUGGCAGCCUCCUUUUCGGCAUUCUAUGGACUAUGCUGGAAAAGGAUUUUCAAGGUGCCUUCGGGUUUAGCUCUUGGAUGGCAACUGGGAUUGGCAUCUUCGUGGCAUGUAUGGUAACUUAUGCGAAGAAUAUU